Morone saxatilis (striped sea-bass) is the source of this 4228-nucleotide messenger RNA. RefSeq lists its product as uncharacterized. NCBI's taxonomy places the organism in Eukaryota, Metazoa, Chordata, Actinopteri, Moronidae. Gene Ontology annotation, molecular function: protein tyrosine/threonine phosphatase activity; MAP kinase tyrosine/serine/threonine phosphatase activity. The record is from RefSeq and is a predicted model, not a curated record. Gene Ontology annotation, biological process: protein dephosphorylation; negative regulation of MAPK cascade. Gene Ontology annotation, cellular component: cytoplasm.
AUGGAAGCCGAGGAGGACUGGAACAAAGACCUGAGUGCGCACAAACUGCUGGAUAGAAAGCAGAAUGGGAGGAUUGGUAUAGUGAGAACCCUCCACAGUCUGUUGAAAUCCCAGAACACGCUGCAGAUUCAGUCCAUCACCCGCUCAGAAUGUGCUGCGUGCACCUGCUCCCGCGGCGCCCGCCACAGCUGGUCCCGCCUCAAGGUGGAUAUCGGAGACGUGCCGGACGCUCUGGGCGACGGCCCCGCCCUGAAGCAGCGCUGCUUCGAGGACAUCAACGAGUGCAUCGGCGCCUCCACGGGGAAGAGGAAGCGCGUCCUGGUGCACUGUCGAGACGGGUUCUCUCUGGCGCCGACGUGCAUCAUCCAGUACCUGAUGGUGAAACAAAACAUGAGGCUGAUAGCCGCCUACGAGCUUCUGAGGGCCAAGUACCCGGUCAACAUCAGGGAGUGCCACCAAAACGUGCUGGUGAGCCUGGAGAGGGCGCUGCGGCCCGGAGGCAACAUCGACCCCGAGUGCUUCAAACAGGCAAUCUCUCGCAAAGUGGCGUGGACCUGACUCCGUUUCCCAACCGGCUCGGCUGCUGCUCGCGGCGCCCGUUACUCCUCCGCCCUCUCGUGGUGUUAGAUAUUUCCCUAAAGACAACCGAGGGCAGCUGAACUUUCCCCCGUAGACUCGUCACCUGGAUAUUAUCGUCCCCACUUGAGUUUAGUGGUUGUAAAAGUUAUGAAUUUGAUGUAUUUCCUCUUCAAACCUGUAAAUGUGACCCGGCUGUGACUCCCCCGCCGCCCGCCCUCCCCUCACCGAACAGGAGACGCAAUAGACUUCAUUGUAAUGUACACAGCUUCUUGGUAUAACAGCGUAAUCGUGUUGGCUGUAUAGUUGAUAUAGUCCUGCUUCAGUUCUGUGCCAUGCCGUUGUGGUGGUGUUUUACAUCAGGGGAAUUUCUAAAUGGGAGAUCUCAGGAGAUUAUUGAUGUCACUCCAGUACAGGGUGGGAAAAUACUCAUUAGAUUAAUCUGUGCCCCCUCUCCCGGUUCACACCUGGCACUGAAAUGCAUCUUGGUAAAGCUUUGUGUGUAACACAUAGGGUUGGGCAGGUUUCUCACAUGGAAAAUCUGGAAAACUAUAGGCCACUUUUCCAGUAAACUCUUCGAAAUUGGUUUAAAAUUACAAACAAUCCACUCUGUCCUGUAAGAUGUUAGUUGUAGCUACUCACUCAGAUCGCCUACGACUGUCUGACAGGAGUGUCCGAUAAACAUUAUACGAACGUUUGUGAGCAAAUGCUGUCCUGGAUUGUGAAGAAAACCACCUGGAAAAUGAUCUCUUAAAGAACCCUGAAUGUGUGAUACCACAUAGAGACGUUAUCUUCUAAUUGCUGAAGCACACGUGUAAUGUGAAAGCACAUUACAGCAAAAUAUGCUUAAAUCUUGUAUUUUCUACACAUCCAAAUCUCUUGUUUCACACAAACUUCCUGCAGUUACUGAGUUCACUGUUUGGGUUCAUUGUACAGUUUUUAAUACAAGAUGAAAUAUUAAUAAAGUGUCACUUAAAGGGGGGUUGUCAGUUUACUAAAUGAUAGAAAAAGGGGUCCCUUAUUGAAAAGGUUGGGAACCAGUGGACUGUUGCCAGUUAGUCCAUAUUCACAAACCUCUCUUCCAGCUCUGUUAUCAUCAUUAAACCCUAAACCUCAAUAAUCAAACACACAACUCUAAUAUUGUAGAUAUAAGUAGGUUUUUGCAUUACAAAUUUAAUUUUGACUGAAGAAACAAUUAAAAUCAUGAUGUGAAUUUUUCAGGAUUUCCUUAAAUUUGGAAAACGACUAACUGGUGAACAUACUGAAGCAUUUAGCCGCUUAUGAGACCCUCAGGAGUUGGUAGAGACCAAAAGCGGAGCUAAAAGAGAGCAAAUAUUCAAGUUAAAAUUGCUGGCAUUAAUGCUAAUGUUGCUCCAAAACUACAAGAUUUGUAAAUGUGCCAACAACAAGUCUGUGACACUUGUUUCUGUUGCCCCCAAAGUGGCAAAAAAGAAUCAGUUACUGCCGGUUUAAGGAGGCAGAAUUAAGGGAACGCUUAUAACACAACCACCAACAGAGUGGAGACUCCCUCUAGUGGUGAAAACCUCCACAGAGCACCUUUAAAGUCACUGUAAGUCACUGCAGAUGCAUCUCAGUCCCGACGGUGUGAACAAUCUUUAUAGAUAUUUACACAAUCUGACCUUUUUUGUUUCUCCCUAUGAAUCUGUUUUGCUGGUACGAUGGUCGUGUGGAUGUACUGGGCGAUGUUUUAAAAAAGAAAAAAAAAAACAGGAGCUGCUGAUACUCCGAAGUAUCACGUUAUCGCGAGGACGUUUGUGUGAUUUGUAAUCGGAUCUAUCGCCACUGACUUCAUUGAUAAUCUGCUAUCGCAAGAGGGAGCUUUGCACACAAACUUGUUUUAAACCUGCUUCUUGGUGACCUUUCUUUCUCUCUCUUGCUGUUUUUCUUUAUUUCUGUGUUUUCUGAGAUCAUACUUGAUGGAAGACGAACGGUCAUACGUGUCCUCUGUGAGGAAGACUGUAGCCCACAUUUUUCAGCCACAGUUCAUUUGGUUUUAAAAUCUCUCUGGUGGUGCUCAGACUGUGGCUUUUGUGAACUUUCUGAACUUCGGCGUAUGCGGUGAAUCUCUGUGGAUCAUCAGUAUUAGUGCAUCUGUGCCACUGAACUGCCGUCCGAGGCUUUCGCACUGCGAGAGAGGAUUUUGCACUACUCACAGGGGUCGUCCAAAAUGCAAAGUAUUGACUUUCUUAUUUUAAUAUUGUUUGAAUUGUUGUUUUGGGGUCAUUAUUUUACACCUUAUGAAGGAGUCUGGCGGUUGUUUACGAGCUCAUUAGAAUAACCAGAUUACGGUAAAGUGGCUCUUACUAUAUUAGGGCUAUUAUUUUUUUACCAAAAAUAAAGUUAUUUGGAAUGACACGCAGCUUUAAAAAAAAAAAAAAAAGUUAAAACACAUUAAAACUGGAAAAACGUAAACAUUAAAGUUAUCAGUGGACCUUAUGGCCAACCGACUUUUGAUUUUUUUUUUUUUUGUUUUUGUUUUUUUUUUGUUUUCUGAAAAUAAAAACUGGCUUUCUUUUCUUUCUUUUUUUAAAUAAAAAACAUAAAUAUAUUUGUUUUGUUUUUUUGUUUUUUAAUAAAAAUGGAAGAAAUGUACCCGUUUUACAAUUUCUUUUAUUUUAAAAAUAAUAAUAAAAAAAACAAAUUAAAACUAAUUUUGUAUUUUUGUUUUGAAAAUGAAAUAAAAGCCUGGUGACCGUAAAGUCCACUGACCCUGAAGGAUCAGCUCCUACCAGCUGACCGAACGUCCUUGCAGAUAAAUCUUUCUAUGGUGACGAUCCAAACGCUGUUAUACGAUUGAUGUUACUCGUCUGAUGCUACAAGCUAACGGAGGCGUACGAGCAGUUUACUGACCAGCUCUGUUGGAUUUUAAGGAAACGGACUCAACGAGUUCAAACACAACAAAUUUUUAAUUUUUAAAUUAAAAGAUGACAGCCCUACACUCUGUUUGAUAACCUGAGUUUACAUUAUUUUUUUGGUUGUUGUGUAUGACCGCCUCCAAAAGAAAACAGCUUCUACUCAUUGUGACCUUUUUGUUAUUUUAUUCCUUUUUCAACAACUAUUGUUUGAUCACACGUAGUCUGUAACACAACUUUUCAAAAAGAAAUAUGAUAAAAUCUAUUUAAAUCACUAAUUGUUUAAUUAAGGAAAAUAAAUCUGAGCAGCCUCAAAUAAGGCAGCAACUAAUAAUAAUAUUUUAAUCUGGAUUACUUUUUGGAUUAAUUGAUAGUUUGGUCUAUAAAAUGUCGCCCAAAAUAUUCAAAUCUCACAUUCGAGGAAGUUUGAAGUUUCUGCUUUAAUAAGAAACUUUUUUUUUUUAAUUUUUGAUAUCGACUAAUUGAUUAAAUCUAAAUGCUUAAACAUUGGUUACAGGUGGUAACACUUUUAAUAAGUUGUUGCUGAGUAGAAGAGAUACGAGGAUAACAAAUAUUCAACUUGUGGUCUGUUAAUGUCUGAUAAGAUGCAAUUUAAUGGGGACCUCUUAUGCUAACUUCCAGUAGCUUUAUGGGGCAGCUGCGUUAGUUUAAUUUAUUGUUUAUCAGACCACAAAUGAGAUAAGAAUUAGAUUGAUUAUCCUUUAGUCUAACAUGUCCAUCAGUGAACGUCUUACAUAUCCGAGAGUUGAGGCAGAGAA